CAACGCUAAAGUCCCAACCCCAUUUUGAUUUGGACCCACCUUGGUAAUUCAAUAAUUAGCACUGUUAGCGAGAGAAAAAAAAAUACGUUUCCUCCGCAGCAGAAAAUUUUUCUCUCUCGCCGUUGCUAGGGUUUCCUCGCGACGGUCGAGCCCCUCGCCUAGGCGCCUCUCCCUGGUUUCCUGCAGGGCUUCUCCCCCCGCUUCUCUUUUUGUUCUUCCCAUGGCUCAUCUGCUUAUGUUGCCUUGGACUUAUUGCAAUCUCGAAGAGGUUUAUUUGAUUUUUGAGUCCAAUCAAUCGAGCCUCCAACAAAUGCCGAACCCCGCUUCGCUCCCUGCAACACAGCGAUCUGGGAUGGAGACGAUUUUGUUCCAAAUAGAUCUAGGGAUGGCUCACUGUUUCGCGUGCAAUUGUGCAGAGAGAAGGGGUGGCUUGAUUCUGUUCUGGAAGGAUGGGUCUGCCUUUCAAAGUUCCUCUUUCUCGCCAUUUUUAGAUCUAGGGUGGGCUUUGCUGUCCUGUGAACAGUGUUGCCGUGAGACGCCAUCUCACAUUGAUGUCGUAAUAGUAGAUCCGGGUGGAUGUCAAUGGCCAUUAACAACGCUUUCUGAUCAACCUGAGAUGGAUUCCCCUCUGCUUUGGCUGCAUUUAGGCGCCAUCAAUGUUACCUUGAGCAAAUCGGAAAAGGAGAGGGGCAUUCUCUUCUUCCGGUUGGGUUCUACGCAGGGGGAUGUAAAUGGGUUUUGGUGUGGAAGGUCAAAUUUCCAUGCCGUGAAGGAUCCUGCUGGUGUUCUGCAAGGGCAGUAUGGCCCUCAUGCUGGUAAAGGGGCUCUAGAUCCCUUAUUAACCGAUGAUAGCCAAGGAUUGUUGAGGACUGGAACAGAUGGGCACAUGUUUGGGUACACCUGCAGUCGAAUAGGGUACCUGGAGACUGCACUGAGGAGGACCAUACCCCUCCUCUUGUUUAUUCUUUUUUAAGAAUAGCUUGGAUGGCAACCUAUAGUUUGGGGACUGUUUGUUGCCAAAAUCCCUUCUCUCCCCGAGAAGCUGGUUAAUUAGGUGAGGAUGUUCAGUAGCUUUCGAUGCUCAUAGGGACCUUCCUUUCUACAUUAGUAGCUCUUUUUAACCCAUACAGCGAUUGCAAUUGCAAUCUCUAGUUGCAGAUGGCUCUCUUUACUUAAUUGUCUAUAUUUGUCAUGGGCAUAGUUUAAAUCUGUUACUAGGCUGUAGGUUAUGCUUCUGAUUAUGCUUUUUAAGCUUUCAUGCGUUAGGCUAUAUGCCAUGUGAUGGAGUUUUUAAUGUACUUCUCUUAUUAUUCAAUAUAUUUCUCCAUUUCUU
Rubroshorea leprosula is the source of this 1333-nucleotide messenger RNA. The record is from the annotation of a GenBank genome assembly. Lineage: Eukaryota; Viridiplantae; Streptophyta; Magnoliopsida; Malvales; Dipterocarpaceae.